AAAAGACAAACGUGCCCUCCUCUUCAUCCACCCUAAUUCUCUCGCCGCCUCUCAUUUUUUUCUUUUCACGUUUUUUUGUUGUUGUGAGCUUCUUGUUGGGUUUAAGACUGUUUUCGUCAGCAACUAAACCCUGGUAUCCAUUUCUUCCAAUUAUCCAAGCUUCCCCUCAAAGGUUUCACUUUUUCGCCAUUGCUUCAACCAAAUUUAUUCGUGUUAAACGGAAUCGAUGCUGUUGUGUGGUGAUUUAAGUUGGUAGAGUUCUACAGUUGUUUCUUCUGUUUCAGCACGAUUAUCACAGAAUGUCUUUAGAUACUUCUUUAGGUCUUAAGCUCAAGAAAAGGCUGAAGCUUUCAUCGUUUAGCUCCAAUUCUUCUUAUAAAGGAAAGAGUAGAUCCAUUACUCAACGCAGUGAUGAUGACACUAACUCUCGGAAGACUACGGUUUCGUCUAUGAAGAAGAAGAGGGUCUACCCCAAUAAGGCUAAGCAUAAUAACCAUGUGAAUGAAAUCCCUCGCACGAUGUGGGUUGCUUCAAAGAGAAACCAAGGGUCUACUUCUAGUUUUAAGACCGCUAAUGAUGCUGCAACUAGUGUGUUUAAAACAAAGUCACGGAGUGGGGUUGAUGUUACUCGAAAGAGCUACAGGAAGAGAGAUGAAUUGGAUAGUAAUGUAGAUGUGAGUCCCAGGGAAAGUUCUGAUGUGCCGUCUUUUAAGGCUAGAAAACAGGUGUUUUCAGAGAAGAGAGUUGUGGGAGAUGGUUCAGAUGUUCAGGAGGAUAAACCAAGGAAGAGAAAGAGGAUACGACUUGAUCCUUAUGAUACCUCAAAUAAAAGAAUUGUUGAUGAUGUCCUUCUUGAUGAUGGCCUUAGAGUAAAGAACAUAAAAGAUGCAGUUAAAAGUGUAGAAAUGUCGAAAAAUGCACAGUUUCGUGCAAUUCAGCCUAGUCAUUCGAUCCUCUCCUAUGUGGAAGAAAAUCUGUUGGGGCGUAGACGUUUAAUUGAGCUAAAGAGGGCCGGCUAUAACACAGAGCUUCCUGCUCCAUUAGAUAAUAUUCCUCAGUCAACCAGCACAGAGAGAGAACGUAUAGAAGAAAGUGUAUUUAGGAAUAAAUUGGAAUUCUUUGCUGCUGCAAAUGUUUCAUCUUCAUUUCCACCUCCUGAUGUACCUGAGAUUGCAUUUGCAGGAAGGUCAAAUGUUGGCAAAUCGUCUCUGCUAAAUGCUCUUACCAGACAGUGGGGUGUUGUAAGAACAUCUGACAAACCAGGACUGACCCAGACCAUCAAUUUCUUUGGUCUUGGUCCGAAGGUUCGCCUUGUUGAUUUGCCAGGCUACGGCUUUGCCUUUGCAAAAGAUGAAGUUAAGGAAGCAUGGGAAGAUCUUGUAAAGGAAUAUGUCUCGACAAGAACCAGUCUUAAACGGGUAUGCCUCCUUGUUGACACCAAAUGGGGUAUGAAGCCAAGAGACCAGGAACUGAUUAAUCUGAUGGAGAGAUCGAAUACAAAGUAUCAGAUAGUCUUAACCAAGACGGAUGUGGUUUUCCCAAUUGAUGUGGCACGUCGAGCAAUGCAAAUCGAAGAGAAGUUGAAGGCAAACAGAUCAAUUGUCCAGCCUCUGAUGAUGGUGAGCUCAAGAUCAGGAGCAGGUAUAGGAAGUUUAAGAACUGCCCUUGCUAAAAUUGCUAGGUUUGCAAAGUUUUAGGUUCUCAAAGCAAUCCUCAAAACCAAGGUCAGGAUUGUCUCUUACCCCUUUCCAUAGUAUGUAAUAAUGAUCAAUCAAGAUUCAGAUUCUUAUAAAGAAUUAUUUGGCUCGUCUUUUCUUUAUGGCAAAAUAAAGGAUAAGGAAGAAGUCAAAAUGUUGAGAUAAAGAAGAAUGGUGUGACGAUGAUGAUCCGACUAAGUUAGUGAAAACUGUCAACAAUCACUUAUGUUUUUGUUUGUUUAUUAUCUUUUUAUUUGUCAAAGCCAUCACUUGAGCAAAUGAGCAUAAAAUGUUUUUCUCACGUUCUGACAGAUUAGGUUUGCCCAAACCACUAACUUUUUUAUUUUUUAUUUUAGUCAACAAAAAAUUAUAGUAGGCCAAAUUAUUCUGUCAGAAUAUAAUUUGUUAACCAGAAAGAAAGAAAAAAAAAAGUGAACUUCAAAUAUAAAAUAGGACAUAUAAGGUUAUUAGGUAUAUGAAAUUGAAAAUUCGAGGUGACUUUAGGGAAUGGCCUACCUAAUUUGACACUUCUUCAACAACUCCACCCUUUGAAUUUUUCUCUUCUUUACCUUUUUUUUUUUUUUUUUUUUUUU
This is a messenger RNA of Arabidopsis thaliana (thale cress), 2290 nucleotides long. Its product is annotated as P-loop containing nucleoside triphosphate hydrolases superfamily protein. Gene Ontology annotation, molecular function: metal ion binding; GTPase activity; magnesium ion binding. Bases 300 to 1697 code for a protein of 465 amino acids. Lineage: Eukaryota; Viridiplantae; Streptophyta; Magnoliopsida; Brassicales; Brassicaceae. The record is from RefSeq and is marked reviewed. The transcript has 10 exons.